AUGAAAACAUAUGCCAUCGUUCUCAUAGACUGUGGUUCUGUUGCUGCAGCACUUAUAUUUUUGUGCGGUGUUUGUAAUAUUGGUAAGAAAAAGAAAACCAGAGUUCCAACCAGCACAAGACCACAAAUAAUCCGCCCACCACUCGGGACCACUCGUGACCUUGAAUUAGGUAAAACUAGCAAAACCACAAAUAAUGAUGGGGGAAUGGUAAUUCUAGCAGGAGCUGCAGCUUCUGUAGCUACAGCUGCUGUAAUAAUUAGUGGCGGUGGAGGUGGAGAUAGCGGCGGCGGAUGUGGUGGUGGUGGAUGUGGUGGCGGCGGCUGUGGAGGGGGUUGUGGAGGUUGA
Messenger RNA from Erigeron canadensis, 345 nucleotides. Its product is annotated as glycine, alanine and asparagine-rich protein-like. The coding region runs from base 1 to 345 and encodes 114 amino acids. The record is from RefSeq and is a predicted model, not a curated record. Lineage: Eukaryota; Viridiplantae; Streptophyta; Magnoliopsida; Asterales; Asteraceae. The transcript has a single exon.